UCAUGCGCCCAUCCUGCGCAUUCACACAGGUGUCAAUCAACAUUCUCUCUCUCUCUCUCUCUCUCUCUCUCUCUCUCUCUCUCUUUCGCGCUUGAGAGAGUGCGCACAACUUAGAUUGAUGACUACCGUCUUUCUCCGAACACAACGCACCCUGAUUAUGAAUGCAUAGAAGUGAUCUUUCUGGCCCGAGUCCUGAUAUGCGUGCAUUAUGUUCGGGGGAAGACGGUAUAUUGACCAAACCUCUUCAACUGUGGAGAGGUCAUUGCGUGAUCUAAUUAGUCAUCAGAAACGGAUUAUCGGUGAGAGUAGGAUAGGAUAGAUGUGGGGGGGUGUGGGAGGGUGCUCGGGGGGUUCAGUCCGAUGCGCGAUCUCUGUUUAACCAACCCCCCUACAGUAAUUGAUCUUGUUGCUACAACUUAUUAGCCAAGCAAUCAUAAUGACAUCUAAUUAGUAAUUGCUACCAAUCACUAUUGAACAGCAACUGUUUAUCUUUCGAUCCGUCGUGCAUGAGUGCCACGUACAGCUCUGCAUCAGCAUCCGUUGUCCCGCACAAAAAUACCACGUGGAACUUCGGAUCAGCAUCCGUGAUUAGCCAAUCAUUCCGUGAUUGAUCGAUCAACCAAAUCGAAUGAUUAUUGCUUUCUUGCUUGAUUGCUUGAUUGCUUAAUCAUUUGAUUGAUUGAUUGCUUUCUUUCUUGUUUGCUUAAUCAUUUGAUUGAUCGAUUGAUUGCUUGUUGAUUGCGUCAUUGAUUGAUUGAUCGGUCGAUCGAUUGAUUUCUUCCUCGCUUGCUUGAUUGGUUGGUUAAUUCCAUUGUGAUUGAUUGAUUGAGUGAUUAAAUGCUUGAUUGCUUUCUUGAUUGAUUGAAUUGAUUGAUUGAAUUGAUUGAUUGAUUGAUUGAUUGAUUGAUCAUGUCUACGUCGAUAACACGCGUUGCCGGCACAAUGCUAGCGGCCUGCGGGAGUGGCAUUCGAUGUAGUUCGGGUAGGCUUCGUCACAGCGCUGCGAGGAGUUCAUCGAGUGACGUGGCAGUCGUUCCCGCAGCAGGAUCGUCGUGGCUGCCACGUGGCAAUCUGCUCGGAGUUUGGGCAUGGAAGCUUCGUCUACGACCGCUCCGCUCAGUAACCUGUUAUUAUUAUUUCCUAGAAGGGAAUGCUGAAGGGGGUAGUUUUAGGAAUGGGGCGGGAGGGUCGAGAACGGGGGCGAUGGCAGCGAUGUCCGUCUCCGCACGUUCGUUUGCCCGUCCGCCGCUGCGCCCGCUUCCGCUUCCGCUUCCGGCGCCGCGCGCAACUGGCCCGACGCUGUCGAUGACAGGAACUCAACCGUUGGGGGAUUUGUUGGUCGCUUCUGAAAAUUCUCCUCCUUCCCCUUGUGCGCGAUCGAUGAUGGGAAAGUUGGGAGAGGAGGGUGGUGGUUAUGGCGGAAGCAGCAGGAAGAUGAAGGAUGGAUUUGGAGACAGCAGGAGGAAGGUGACAGUGGCGCGCAGCGCCGAUAGCAAAGGGGAAAUUAGAACCGAGAGCGGAGGAGGAGUAGGAGGAGAAGGAGGUGGAGUAGGAGGAGGAGGAGGAGGGGGAGGUGGAGGAGGGAGAAAAGGUGGGGGAGGAGGAGGAGGAGGGCAUGGAGGAUCUCGAGAUGAUGCACAGGAUGGGUUCUCUGAAGGGAAGACACGUGGCGGCAUCAGCGGCCUCUGGCAGAGCUAUCUUGCUCUCAUUGACAAAUAUCCAGUCAUGACCAAAGCUGUGACUUCCAUGUUACUCAAUGUUGUUGCAGAUAUCAUCUGUCAGGUUGUGAUUGAAGGGGCACAAAAACUGGACGUACAUCGUGUCACAGUCAAUGCCACAAUUGGGCUUUGCCUUGUAGGGCCUGCUCUCCAUUAUUGGUACCUGGCGCUUAGCCGCUUUGUGACGAUAAAAGGUACUCCAGGUGUGCUUACCUGCUUGGCACUAGAUCAGCUAUUCUUUGCACCAAUAUUUAUUACCUCCUUCUUCACAUCGCUCCUCACGUUGGAAGGGAGAGCGGAUGACAUCAUUCCCAAGCUUAAGCAGGAUUUCGUAAAUACCCUUAUUGCCAACUGGAAGCUGUGGGUUCCGUUCCAAUUCAUAAAUUUUGCAUUUAUCCCGCAGCCACUGCAGGUAGGAUCAGAGAGAGCUCAACAACCUUUCCUGAUAAUGUAUCUUUGCUUUGAAGUUUGAACAGAUAGGUUAGAGGUUGAUAUUGGGCCUCUCAGUGGGCGCAAAAUUGGGCGCAAUUAGGAUCAAAAAUAGGAUCAAAGAUAAGGCCAGAUUUGGGCACAUCUCAGUGGGCCCAAAAUUGCCCCACUGCCAAAGGAAAACAAAAAAAAAAAAGGCACCUUUCUUUUUGUGCCCCGCACGUGGUCGCCCCCCAUCCAGGUUCUCGCCCUUGUGGCCCAGGCAGUGCGGCCCUCGUAAGCUAAGAGUCAAAUAUUGAAUUAAGGAAAUUAAGGAAAUUAGAACUGACGAUGUUGACAAUUAGUCAACGGACAACUAAUGAGUUAAAUAAUAAAAUUCAAUUAUUAAUUUUUUAUAUUUUUAAAAUUUUAUAAGUUUUAAAUUAAAUUUUAAUUAAAUUUUAAUGUUUAACGAGAUGACGGAUGUAUUUUAUUAUUUUCAGUACCUGCACCACCCGAAUACAACGCACAGUUGUUAUUGCUGUAUUUGGACUGAACGGUACCCCAAAUACAGCAAUAAAUAUUAAAUAAUGAC
Molecule: messenger RNA, 2721 nt
Organism: Chara braunii
Lineage: Eukaryota; Viridiplantae; Streptophyta; Charophyceae; Charales; Characeae
Source: the annotation of a GenBank genome assembly